AUGCCCUCCAGGACCAAGAAGGAGGUUGUCGCGUCCGAGGACGCCACCAUGGAGGACGCCCCUCCCUCCGCGCAGGUCGAGGAUGCGCCCGAGCAGGAGGAUGAGCAGCCCGAGAACGACAUCGCCGCCGCCGAGGAGGGACAGGAAGGGGGGGAAGAUGAAGAGGAAGAGGAAGAAGAGGUUGAGGCGCAGCGCGUAAAGAUUCUGCCUGGCUCUACCGACACGGCCGCGUCCUUUGAGUUCAUCGACGAAGGCCACACCAUGGGCAAUGCCCUGCGAUACAUCAUCAUGAAGAACCCAGACGUCGAGUUUUGCGCCUACACGAUCCCCCACCCCUCAGAGGCCAAGAUGAACAUUAGAAUACAAACAUACGAGGGCACCGCCCUUGACGCUCUCCAGAAAGGCCUUGGCGAUCUGCAGCAGGUCUGCGACGUCGUCGCCGAGGAGUUCAUCACUCAACGUCAACAAUUCAACGACGAGAAUGGUAUUGAAAGGUAG
Cordyceps fumosorosea ARSEF 2679 is the source of this 498-nucleotide messenger RNA. RefSeq names its product DNA-directed RNA polymerase I and III 14 KDA polypeptide. Gene Ontology annotation, molecular function: DNA-directed RNA polymerase activity; protein dimerization activity; DNA binding. The coding region runs from base 1 to 498 and encodes 165 amino acids. Lineage: Eukaryota; Fungi; Ascomycota; Sordariomycetes; Hypocreales; Cordycipitaceae. Gene Ontology annotation, biological process: DNA-templated transcription. Gene Ontology annotation, cellular component: RNA polymerase I complex; RNA polymerase III complex. The transcript is spliced from 4 exons. The record is from RefSeq and is a predicted model, not a curated record.